CAUUGUUCAAUAUUCAUAAACAAAAAAUGGUUUACAAUUCCCAUGUUUUCACUUGGUUUUCUAUGUUUUGUAUUAUUUGGUACUCUGCAAAUUCCAUAAAGAAUACUAAUAAUAAUCACCAUAUGUGCACCUCUAAUUUUGACUAUUCUGAUGCUCUAAGCAAAGGAAUUUUGUUCUUCGAGGGCCAACGUUCCGGAAAGUUGCCUGCAAACCAAAGAGUCAUGUGGAGGGCAGAUUCUGCACUCUCAGAUGGCAAACUCGAAAAUGUCGAUUUGAGUGAAGGCUACUAUGAUGCAGGCGAUAACGUGAAGUUUGGGUGGCCCAUGGCGUUUUCAGUAGGCUUAUUGAGUUGGGCCGCUGUUGAAUACGAAAACGAGUUACAAUCGGCCCAUCAGCUUAGCAACCUCCAAAUGUCGAUAAGAUGGGGAACAGAUUUCUUACUAAAAGCCCACACUUCUUCUACCACAUUCUACACUCAGGGACCACGCGUGCUGGGAGCGGCGGAGGAUAUGGACACGCCUCGUACCCUUUAUAAAGUCACUCCAACUUCGCCGGGAACAGAGGCGGCUGCCGAGGCUGCGGCCGCCUUAGCCGCCGCAUCUAUUGUGUUCAGAGCGGCUGAUUCAAACUACUCCGCCACGCUCAUUACGAAUUCCAAAUCGCUAUUUGAGUUUGCGGAUAAAUAUAGAGGUUCUUAUCAGGGGUCUUGCCCAUUUUACUGCUCCUUCUCGGGUUAUCAGGAUGAAUUAAUCUGGGCAGCAGCUUGGCUGUACAGAGCUAGUGGUAAUGACACAUAUCUCAACUAUGUCUCCACAAAUAAGGACUGGAGCCAAGCUGUUAACGAAUUUAGUUGGGACAACAAAUUUGCCGGAGCUCAAAUCUUACUAGAAUAUCUUGCUGGAAAAAUAACUCUGUCAACAUAUAAGACCGGUGCCGAUUCAUUUGUCUGUGCCUUGAUGCCGGAAAGUAGCUCUGUCCAGAUCAGGACAACCCCUGGCGGGCUUCUGUAUACAAGAGACAGUAGUAACCUACAAUAUGUUACGAGUGCCACAAUGCUGCUUCUCGUCUACUCCAAGAUUCUAACCGAGGCUCGUCUUGAUGGAGUUCGUUGUGGAUCGGUUAAUUUUUCACCCACCGAUAUCAAAGCCUUUGCAAAAUCACAGGUGGACUACAUUCUUGGAGCCAAUCCCCUGAACAUGUCAUAUAUGGUUGGAUUUGGCGCCAAAUACCCGACCCAAUUACACCACAGGGGCGCCUCAAUCCCUUCGAUCCGCAACCAUCCUGCCAAAGUGGGCUGCUCAGAUGGACUUUCAGCUUGGUACAAUUUCCCCAACCCAAACCCAAAUACUCAUGUGGGCGCAGUAGUUGGAGGCCCAGGCCCAAAUGACCAGUUUACCGACUCGAGAACCGAUUUCUCGCACCUGGAGCCCACGACGUAUAUGAACGCCGCUUUUGUCGGGUCUGUGGCAGCUCUCAUUGGACAAACCAGACCCGAGUGUCCACACCUGGAUCUGCAUCAUAAUAAUAUUAAUAGGUCAAAUGCGGUGGAAUUUUAAAUAAUUUAAUUGGGAUGCAAAAGACAUUUAGUAUAAAAAAACUAUAAAUGUAAUAUAAUUCAAUGAAUUUCACGUGGGGCUGUAAAUUAAGUGUGGUUGUAAAAGUUUACUAAAUAAAUCAAGAUUACUGGGGUGAAAUUAUGGAGAAAAGUCACGGGUCUCACGGGUUUGACUCAAAAUUAAUGUCAACCGAGCAAAAUGAAAAAUUAAUGAUAUAAUUGAAUAAGUUUAAUUAACAACUCAUAAAAAUAUGGGCUGUAAAUUAGUACUAUCUGUGACGGUGUGUUUGCUGUAAAAGUUGGGAAAUAAAGUGAGAUUAUUGCUAUUUAGAAAAAGUCGGGCUCUGCUAUGGUUUGACGUGCACAAAAUGUCAACAACAGCAGUUAAAAGCUACUGAACUAGGAAAUACGUCGGUUGUUACCUAGUGGUUUGGUUCCUCUGAAUAAAUGAAGUUCGACAUUUAUAUUCGCC
Molecule: messenger RNA, 2027 nt
Organism: Striga asiatica
Lineage: Eukaryota; Viridiplantae; Streptophyta; Magnoliopsida; Lamiales; Orobanchaceae
Source: the annotation of a GenBank genome assembly